AGCAUUGUCAACUUUUGUCCUCAAAUAAUAAAGCUUUAGUUGUUUGUAAUUUUUCAGAGAAAAAUUACGGAAUUUUCAACCUUCAGAACUAUUUUAAAGAGUUUGAACUGAUUGAAGAGAAAGGUGAACAGUGUAAAGAAGAGAUUGGUGAAGGGAAUGAACUGAUUGAAGAAGAAAUACCUAAUAGCCGUCUAUUAUAUUAUGAACCAUGGAUUGAAGAAGAGAAUGAAGAGAAUAAGCAGAAGGAAGAAAGUGAAUUUAAGCCAGGGAUAAAAUUUCUAAAAGAAAAUUCAUUACGCCUCAUCGUUGGUUAUGACACAAUACAAGUGUGGGGAUAUUCUGAACUUUUAUACAUCUGGUCAAUUUGGUCGAAUCAAGAAUACAAAGAUAAAAAGAUAAACUCGUUUAAAAUAAUUAGAGACGAUGAAAAAGGAUUAGAAAUCAGCCUAAGAUUAGAAACCGAUGAUAUCGAUAAAAAUAUUACUGUUAUUAUUCCAAAGAAUGCACUUUCGGAGCAAAUGACAGAUGAGCAAGUUUUUCUCGACAAUCUUAAUGCAUUCAAAUUUCUGUCUUCGAUAUGUCAACUAGAUUCAAUUGCCAAAAAUAAUCAAUUAAAAGAAAUUCGGAUGGCGACCAAAGAAAUGCUAAUUAAAAAAGUCGAAUCCCAAGAAGAAAUACCCAAUAGCCGUCUAUUAUAUUAUGAACCAUGGAUUAAGGAAGAGAAUACACAGAAUGAAGAAAAUGAAUUUAAGCCAGGAAUAAAAUUUCUAAAAGACAAUUCAUUACGCCUCAUC
This is a messenger RNA of Ambispora gerdemannii, 794 nucleotides long. The record is from the annotation of a GenBank genome assembly. Lineage: Eukaryota; Fungi; Glomeromycota; Glomeromycetes; Archaeosporales; Ambisporaceae.